UGAGGGACUGCACGUAGCAGCGCAUAGUAAAGAGAGGGAAACAAUCGUUGCCAGCAGAUGGCGAGUUCAAGACCGAGGAUACGCCGACGAUAAAGCUCGACUGCUCACCAGACACUUCAGUCAGACUAGGAGGAACUAGGUGGCAACACAAGGACGCAGCCCAAGAACCGGACUCCGGGAGAGUAAGUAAAACAGGAGCAUCUGCCAUUGUGGUUUGGAAAUCACAGCAUUUAAAGAAUGGGCCGACUGGGUGGUAUAUUGAUUUUGAGUUGUUUCUUUCACACUCUCCUGGCUCAUAAUGACUUCUACACCUCCAUUGGUCAGAUGACUGAUUUGCUGUACAUAGAAAAAGACUUGGUGACCUCGCUAAAGGACUACAUCAAAGCAGAGGAGAGCAAACUUGACCAGGUCAAAAAAUGGGCUGAUAAGCUGGACUCUCUGACCAGCACGGCUACACAGGACCCCGAGGGCUUUCUGGGGCAUCCGGUGAACGCCUUCAAACUGAUGAAGAGGCUUAACACAGAGUGGGGAGACCUGGAGAACAUGGUGCUGAAAGACACCUCAGAUGGUUUCAUCUCUAACUUGACCAUCCAGAGGCAGUACUUCCCAACAGACGAGGACCAGACGGGAGCAGCGAAAGCUCUCCUCAGACUGCAGGACACGUACAUGCUGGAUGCCAACACCAUCUCUAUUGGAAACCUGCCUGGUGUGACCCACAAGAGCCCCAUGACGGUAGAGGACUGCUAUGAGCUGGGCAAGAUCUCGUACACCGAUGCGGACUACUACCACACCGAGCUGUGGAUGACCCAGGCCCUCAAACAGCUGGACGAGGGAGAGGAGUCCCCCAUAGACAAGACCACGGUCAUCGACUACCUCAGUUAUGCCAUUUAUCAACAGGGGGAGCUGGAGAGAGCCCUGGAGCUGACUAAAAGACUUCUGAAACUGGACCCAACGCACCAGCGCGCCAACGGGAACCUCAAGUAUUUUGAGUUCCAGCUGGAGAAGCAGAGGAAACAGGAGGAGGUCCAGAAGGCCAAGGCCACCCAGACCAGCCAGGUGAAGCUCAACGACACCGAGAAGAGAGAGGCGCAGAGGAAGCGCUCCAAAGACCCGCUGCCAGAGAGGAAGGUGUACGAGAGGCUGUGCAGAGGAGAGGGCAUCAAAAUGACUCCUCGCAGGCAGAGUCGGUUGUUCUGCCGUUACUAUGACAACGACCAUAACCCGCACUUCCUGCUGGCUCCAGUGAAGCAGGAGGAUGAGUGGGACAAACCUCGCAUCGUGCGCUUCCAUGAGAUCAUCUCUGACAGCGAGAUCGCCAAAGUGAAGGAGCUGGCCAAGCCCAGGUUACGCAGGGCCACCAUCUCCAACCCCAUCACAGGUGUGCUGGAGACGGCCCACUACCGAAUCAGCAAGAGGCGUGCCACAGUACAUGACCCCCAAACUGGAAAGCUCACCACCGCUCUAUACAGAGUCUCCAAGAGUGCCUGGUUGACGGCCUACGAACAUCCAAUGAUUGAGAAGAUAAACCAGCGAAUUGAGGACCUCACUGGCCUUGAGAUGGACACAGCAGAGGAACUCCAGGUGGCUAAUUAUGGAGUGGGUGGUCAAUAUGAGCCUCACUUUGACUUUGGCCGGAAAGAUGAACCUGAUGCGUUUAAAGAGUUGGGCACAGGCAAUCGCAUUGCCACGUGGCUCUUUUAUAUGAGUGACGUGGCAGCAGGGGGCGCCACCGUGUUUCCAGAUGUUGGAGCGGCCGUGUGGCCCAAGAAGGGAACUGCAGUGUUCUGGUAUAACCUGUUCCCCAGCGGGGAAGGAGACUACAGCACCCGACAUGCAGCCUGCCCUGUGCUGGUGGGAAACAAGUGGGUAUCAAACAAAUGGAUCCAUGAAAGAGGGCAGGAGUUCAGACGACCCUGUGCCCUGGACGAGACGGCAUCAUGAGAUUGCGAAAAAGCGCUCCCUUUUCCCUUCCUUCCAACAAACACCCCCUACACUCCAACCAUCAAGAAAUGGACUUUGACAAUCUGCACAUCUGCCACCAAUCUCUCUGUCCCUCUGUCUGCCUCCCCAUGAACAGCCCCUCCUGUCUCCUAAGGUGCCCCACCCGCAUCAGGGUGGAGCCUGUGGCAGGCUACCAGCCCACGGCCACCAACUGCCUCUGUGCCUUGUAGGCCUCUCACCGCAGGGCUAAAUUAACUCUGCUGCAGUAUUGAAUGGGUGUUCAACAAGUCUCUUAUUUUAUUAUGGCUCCAUCUGUACUCAUAACCCUUCUCACAGAGGCAAUGUAGGUCACAUAAAAAUGGGAUUCUUUUCACUGUUCAUGUCUUUGCACUUUGUAGUGGUAACAGUCGCAGAAGUAAGUGGCUUGUUUAGGCAGACAGCAUUUGUUGAAGGAAGGUGAAAAGUUGAGCCUUUUUGAUGUGUAUUUAACCUUUGCCAGCAGUAGAAAACAUAUGAUCACACUGAAGGAGGGAAUGCACGUUUUGUCUGUACUUUGAGCCCCAUGGUGCCCUUGUCAUCCCUGUAGUUGGAAUUGGCAGAAGACUGUUAUCAGCAUCGAAUGCAUCCAAGUCAUUUGAAUUCAGAUCCACGCCAUGAGCCAGACUUUUUUUUUUAAUUAGCCUGUAGGUGUAAGAUUCUUGACACACCCUAAAAAAGUUAUAUGCAAUCUUGUUUGCUGCCUUUUAUGAAUGAAGGAAUAAACAUUCAUGAUAUUAUAGCAAAAAACAUCAAUCACUGGACAUCUUGAAAAAGAGCUGUGAAAAAGAAUACUACAUGACAGGAAUACAGAAAGCACCUCUGAAUCCAGUUUGAUACCAAUUUCUGUGCUCUCCAGCGAUUUUUUUUUAUGGUACAAAUUGAACAACCACCAUAAUUAAUUGGAGGUGGGUGGAAUGUACAAUCAGUUAUAUCAAGGAAUGGUUCAUAAUGUAUUGCACUCUUGAUUUUAAAAGGCUAGGUUUUCCAAAGACCAGACAUUCAUGUCCUUAAUCAUUCCCAUCACUCCAUGAUAUUCAGUCAUAACAAGCAUGUUAUGACACAUACAUAUAAUGGCACAUUUAUGCUGGUAUCUUCUGCUUGGGUAACUUAAUCAUCUUCCGCGAAAUAAAACUUCCAUAGCCCUAACAACCAGGUGAUGAAAAAGACUGAACUUUUAAAAAGAAAUCUCACAGAGAACCAAAGAAAACUUUAACAAGUAAACCCCUGUUGAUGGCCGGAUCUAUUUAUAUCUCAUUCCAGAUUCAACCAAUAUUGGAAUGCUUGUGAAAGUGUGAAAUGAAUGUUUUCUAUGGAAAUAAAUAUAAGAUCAUGAAA
Alosa alosa (allis shad) is the source of this 3315-nucleotide messenger RNA. RefSeq names its product prolyl 4-hydroxylase, alpha polypeptide I b (gene p4ha1b). NCBI's taxonomy places the organism in Eukaryota, Metazoa, Chordata, Actinopteri, Clupeiformes, Clupeidae. Gene Ontology annotation, molecular function: procollagen-proline 4-dioxygenase activity; iron ion binding; L-ascorbic acid binding. The record is from RefSeq and is a predicted model, not a curated record. Gene Ontology annotation, cellular component: endoplasmic reticulum. The transcript has 16 exons. Gene Ontology annotation, biological process: peptidyl-proline hydroxylation to 4-hydroxy-L-proline. The coding region runs from base 238 to 1941 and encodes 567 amino acids.